AUGCUAACACUGAAAGACGGCCAGCUGUGGCAAGCAACCAACACUCAUUUGCUGGUCAUAUACGGUGACGAAUCGCUGGCCGAAGAGGACGCAUUCGCGCAGCUGUGCUCGUUCUAUCUACCGCAUAUCACCCAAACAGACAAGAUUUACUGGUUUCGGCGAAAAGCACCCAGCGCUCUCCCGAAAGGAAUUCAGCCGCAUCCUUGGCAGCUUGCUCGGAUAACUUUUCGCUAUUUCCGUGAAAAACUUGUAGAUGGUGUUGCUGCAUUUUGUGCUUCGGCCCACACAGUUGUUGGACGUCCUUCUGCAUUUGUUGUGGAGUUCCACGACGAAGACGUACCACAUGUGGAAUCACUGUCGACGAUUCUUGCAUUACUUUGCGAUCUUGGCAAUUACUUUUCGAAAACCUUCAGCAGUGGCACUUCGUCCGAACCAAGUAUUUACCCUGUUACUGCACUGUUCAGAACUUCGCGAAUAUUCGAUUAUGCACUAGUGACCACCCUUUAUACAAACUGCAUACUGCGGUUUGAGGACGGUGUGUGUCAAAACAUGCUAACUUGA
Molecule: messenger RNA, 561 nt
Organism: Gongylonema pulchrum
Lineage: Eukaryota; Metazoa; Nematoda; Chromadorea; Rhabditida; Gongylonematidae
Source: the annotation of a GenBank genome assembly